UCCUUGGAAUGUCAAUGGAGUUAAACAUUAAUGUGAGUAGUUUGAACUGGGCAACCGAUGCAGCUGUUUUAAAAGAGGACUUAGAUGCAGAAGGCAUUAACUGCUGCAAUAUUUCUGUUCUUAUUUAGGUGUGAUAAAUCUCACAGAAGAGCAGCCAUGGGUUGUAAGAGCAGCAAACAAGGCACAUUAGCUCAUAUGAAUCAGCCAUCUGGCAAACGUACCCUUGAUAUCGCCAUCAUAGGGGACUCAGGUGUCGGCAAAUCAUCCCUGGUCAAUGCCCUGACGAUUUCCCCCUCCUGCAUGUACAAUUUCCCCCUCCGGCAGAGGACUCUGCAAGAUGAAUGUAGUGAUCUCCAGAGGCGUGCCUUACUACCACCCCAGGACCCAGGAAGGAAGAUGCACAAUAAGAUGCUGUCAAAUAAAAAGAAAUUCUUAGCAUUCGUUGAGUUUAUCAAGUCUCUUCAAAAAAAUGUAGACAUAAAAUCAGACCCUGCUACAUAUUUCAAUGAAGUAAUCAAGAUAUAUGAGAAGACUUUCAGUGAUGGUGGAAUGAAGGAAGCAGCUUCAAAAGUCAAAAAGGAGCUGGAGGAGUUGGAAAACACUGAGCUUCACAUUGCUAUCACUGGAGAGGUGGGCUCUGGGAAAUCAACCCUCAUCAAUGCUCUCCAAGGCCUGAAGGCAGAAGAUGAUGGUGCUGCCCCUGUAGGAGUAACAGAAACCACACUGAAUCCAAAUGCUUAUUCGCAUCCCAAGUAUCCCAAAGUGAAAUUUUGGGACUUGCCAGGAAUUGGAUCCCCAGGUUUUUCAUCAGAGAGUUACCUUAAGAAGGUGGAUUUCCCCAGAUAUGACUUCUUUAUCAUAGUAGGUUCCACAAGGUUCCAAAAUUGCCACAUUGAACUUGCUCAGGAGAUCCAACGGAUGAAUAAGUUGUUUUAUUUUGUACGCUCCAAAAUGGAUCUAGAUAUGUCCAGCAUGAAAAGGAAUUAUCCUAAAACCUUCAGUGAAGAUCAAGCCAUUAAAACGAUCAGAGAUGAGUGCAAAAAGAACUUGCUAAACUUCAAGGACUCCAGUCACCAGAGCUUUCUGAUCUCUUCCUGGGACCUUGCCAAGUAUGACUUCCCCCACCUGGUGGAGACCUUGGAGAAAGAUCUGCCCAGCCUGAAGAGAAUUGCAUUCCUGUUCAGCCUCCCCAACUUUUCCUCUGAGGUCAUAGAAAAGAAGAAAUCUGCGCUGAAGAGUCACAUAUGGAAAAUAUCCCUAGUGUCUGCUUGCAUCAAUGCUAUUCCCCUUCCAGGCCUUCCUCUGGCUUGUGAUGCUGCCCUCUUGCUUGGGUCCAUGGUUGCCUUCUACAAGAUGUUUGAGCUGGAUGAUGGCUCCUUAGCUAGGGUGGCCAGAUUGGCCAGGAAGCCUGUUGAAGAACUGAAGGCCGUGAUUAAGUCUCCUCAGGGGAAAGAAAUCACCCUGGAUCUUGUCAAGAAGACAAUAAUCCAUACUUUACAAUGUUUCCUCCCAGUUUCACCAGUUAGUAGCUUGGCAAGUGCAGGGGUGUCUUUUGCCACCACUUAUUGUAUGCUAUGGAGCUUCCUGGAUAAUCUGUCUGAGGAUGCUGAAAGAGUGAAGAAAGUCCUAGGACUGGAAGAGUGUGAGGCAGAGCACCUCAGGGCCAAGCAGAACUGGCACAAGACAUGAUGCAGCCCAAGGGGGAGAAAGUAGGAGUUGCUGCUGCUGCUGCUGCUGCUGUGGCAAACAUUCCCACUUUGGCACCCCUUUUCAUACCCAUUUUGGCUGGUUCUAGAGACCAUGAAGCAGACCCUAUAGCUGAUUUAUCUUACCGCAUUAUGACACAAUCAAGCUUUUAAAAAUAGGGAUAAAAGGCAUCUUUCAAUUUUUGUAAAGUCUUUUGGAGACAAACGUGCCAGACAGGCACACCACUGCUCCCCAUUUCCUGUAUGGAACCCAAUACUCUUAUGAAUUGAAUUGGCCGGGUUUAAUCAAUGCACCCUUAGAGAUUCAUUAAACAUGUCGUGUCCACAGUGAAUGCUAUUUUUA
Molecule: messenger RNA, 2049 nt
Organism: Podarcis raffonei (Aeolian wall lizard)
Lineage: Eukaryota; Metazoa; Chordata; Lepidosauria; Squamata; Lacertidae
Product: interferon-inducible GTPase 5-like
Exons: 2
Coding region: 85-1689 (534 amino acids)
Cellular component (GO): membrane
Molecular function (GO): GTPase activity; GTP binding
Source: RefSeq, a predicted model, not a curated record